Trichosurus vulpecula (common brushtail) is the source of this 4021-nucleotide messenger RNA. RefSeq names its product receptor interacting serine/threonine kinase 4 (gene RIPK4). The transcript has 8 exons. Lineage: Eukaryota; Metazoa; Chordata; Mammalia; Diprotodontia; Phalangeridae. Gene Ontology annotation, biological process: protein phosphorylation. Gene Ontology annotation, molecular function: protein kinase activity; protein binding; ATP binding. The coding region runs from base 62 to 2446 and encodes 794 amino acids. The record is from RefSeq and is a predicted model, not a curated record. Gene Ontology annotation, cellular component: cytoplasm.
GGAAGUUUGGGAAGUAAAGGAAAGUAGAGAAACCAGAUUUGGAGAAUUUAGUUGGUAAAAGAUGGAAAAGGAGAACAGUUCCCCUUGGGAAAUGGGGUUGCUGAGAACAUUUGACUCCAGUGAAUUUGUUAGCUGGGAGAAGAUCGGUUCAGGGGGAUUUGGACAGGUUUACAAAGUACGACACAUUCACUGGAAAACAUGGCUUGCAAUCAAAUGUUCCCCAAGUCUUCAUGUAGACGAGAAAGAGCGUAUGGAACUUUUGGAAGAAGCCAAGAAGAUGGAAAUGGCCAAGUUUCGCUACAUUUUGCCUGUUUAUGGCAUUUGCAGAGAACCUGUUGGAUUGGUCAUGGAAUACAUGGAAACUGGGUCACUAGAGAAAUUACUGGCCUCGGAACCUUUACCAUGGGAACUCCGUUUUCGGAUCAUCCAUGAAACAGCAGUAGGCAUGAACUUCCUGCACUGCAUGUCUCCACCACUCCUCCACUUGGAUCUCAAACCUGCAAACAUAUUGUUGGAUGCACAUUACCAUGUCAAGAUUUCAGAUUUUGGAUUAGCCAAAUGUAAUGGCCUCUCUCACUCCCAGGAUCUCAGCAUUGAUGGACUUUUUGGUACAAUUGCUUACUUACCUCCAGAACGUAUAAAAGAGAAGAGCAGAUUCUUUGAUAUCAAACAUGAUGUGUACAGUUUUGCCAUUGUUAUCUGGGGAGUACUCACACAGAAAAAACCCUUUGCAGAUGAGAAGAAUAUUCUGCACAUUAUGGUUAAAGUAGUAAAAGGCCAUCGCUUGGAGCUACCUCCAGUUUCCAAAUCUAGACCUCGUGCCUGUAGUAACUUGAUUAGACUUAUGCAGAAAUGCUGGCAGGAUGAUCCCCAAAGUCGGCCAAGCUUUCAAGAAAUUACUGCUGAAACUGAAGACCUGUGUGAAAAACCUGAUGAUGAAAUAAAAGAAACAGUCCAAGACCUGGACAUAAAACACCCCCAGGAGCUAAAAACUGAGGCAAUGUCUAUCCCAGCUCAGUUUAAGGGUACAUCUACACCAACAUUUGAUAAAGACUACAGUCUUUCAGAGCUACUGUCCCAGUUGGACUCUGGAAUUUCUCAGACUAUAAAACACUCAGAAGAGCUGAGCCGUAGUUCCUCUGAAUCUAAACUUGCAUCUUCUAGCAGUGGCAAAAGACUUUCUGGUGUAUCUUCAGUGGAUUCAGCCUUUUCUUCCAGAGGAUCCCUAUCUCUCUCUUUUGAACGAGAGAAUUCAACAAGUGAUAUUAGUACAACUGAUAUCCAGAAAAGAAAACUUGCAGAAGCAAUCAUGUCUGGCGAUACUAGCAAGCUGAUGAAGAUCCUCCAGCCCCAGGAUGUUGACCUGGUCCUUGAUGGGAACUCCAGCCUCCUCCAUCUGGCAGUGGAAGCAGGUCAGGAGGAAUGUGUCAAGUGGCUCCUUCUGAAUAAUGCCAACCCCAAUCUCACCAACAGAAAGGGCUCAACCCCUCUUCAUGUGGCCAUAGAAAAGAGAGUCAAGAAUGUUAUUGAACUUAUUCUGGCCAGGAAGAUAAAUGUCAAUGCCAAGGAUGAAGACCAGUGGACAGCUCUGCACUUUGCUGCACAAAAUGGGGAUGAAUCCAGCCUCAGGCUCCUGCUAGAUAAGAAUGCUUCCUUUAAUGAGGUCGAUUUUGAGGGGAGGACUCCUAUGCACAUUGCCUGUCAGCAUGGGCAAGAGAACAUUGUGCGCAUCCUUCUGAGGAGGGGUGUUGAUGUGACCCUCCAAGGGAAGGAUGACUGGAUGCCUCUGCACUAUGCUGCAUGGCAAGGUCACCUACCCAUUGUGAAGCUCCUCGCCAAACAGCCAGGUGUGAGUGUGAAUGCACAGACCCUGGAUGGGAGGACCCCACUACACCUGGCAGCCCAGCGAGGCCAUUACCGUGUGGCACGAAUUCUCAUUGACCUACAGUCAGAUGUCAACAUCCCGAAUCUGCUCUUGCAGACUCCCCUCCACAUUGCUGCAGAAACUGGGCACACGAGCACUUCAAGAUUACUUCUCAACCGGGGAGCUGAGAAGGAAGCCAUGACAGCAGAAGGCUAUACUGCCCUUCAUUUGGCUUCCCAAAAUGGACACCUUGCCACUGCUAAGUUGUUGAUGGAAGAAAAAGCUGAUAUCUUAGUUGGGGGCCCCCUUAACCAGACAGCCCUCCAUCUUGCUGCUGCCAAUGGGCAUUCUGAAGUGGUGGAGGAACUCCUUACUCCAGAAACCAUAAACCUUUUUGAUAAUGAUGGACAUACUGCACUGCACUUGGCAGCCCAGGGCAGGCAUGCAAAGACUGUGGAGAUCUUGUUAAAGCAUGGGGCACAUAUCAAUUUUCAAGGCCUCAAAUUUCAAACCAGUCAACAAUUGGUGGAACAACGUGAAAAUGGUCCAAUUGCCACAUUGUUACGUCGAAGUAAGACUUAGAUUGGUCCCUAAUGAGUCUUUGUCUUAUGUCUCAAUCUGUAGGGUGAGGAAGGGCCUUAUUCGGGGUUCUUGCCACAUUCUUUUGUUAGUAGAGUGAGAGAAUGUUAAAUAGCUACCCAGCUAUAAACAACUUGUCUCAGGAAUUCAGGUAUCAUUGGCCAAGGAUGGAUAUAAGAAAAUGAGUGUCCAAACCAUCAGCAAUGUAGUCACCAUUUUUUUUCAUUGUAAACUUUUCUUUGGGCAUGUAAUCUGUUACCAUGGAAAAGUUAGUGGAGUCUUAUCUGAAGUGAUGCUGGUUGGAGUGUCUUUUGGCUCCUUACAUUUAAGCGGAUCAGUGUGCUAUGUGUGAGAGAUGAUAUACCUACAUGAUAGGUCUUUCAGUUUCUACCUUGGUAUGUUUAUGAAACACUGGUAACUAAGUUACGUACAACAUUAAGAUGUCUAUACUGAAAAGAUGAGCUCUCUGAUCACUCAUUGUAGACAUGGGGUGUGGCAGGAAUGAUAGGUGAUUUGAUAUCAAACUAUGUAAUUGUAAGACAAAAUCUUGGAUGUGUUGGAAUAAGUCUCUCUAUGCCUCCAGUUUAUUUGAGUUCUGGCAUACCAGUGUUCUAGCAGACUCUCAAAGAGUGUAAGUUGCAGAGAAGGUGGUGACCGGAGGAAACUUCUUCACCUGGGAGUUCCCUAUACUGAUGAAAUUAGAGGUCAAGUCCCUAUGUUGAUUCCAUGUUGUAAAUAGUGGUUGUAUAUUUUGUAAAGAUUUAAUGUCAGUUUCAGUAAAUAUGUAAUGGUAUGUUUUACAUUGUUUCUAGGAUAACAAAAGAAAAAAAACAGAAAUUUAUAUUUUCUAAAAGUAGAGUAUAAUCCAUGAACUACUUACUAUAUUAAGUCAAUAGUAUAAUGAGACUUAAAACAAAAAAAAUCAGAAUUUAUAUUCAAAUGAGCUGCCCUUCAAAGUUAGUCACUCUAGACAAGACUCCCAAACAGUCCACAAAUGCUUAUUCCAAUGAAAAUGCAUCACUUUUUUCAUUUAAUUUUCUUUUAAAUGAAAACAGUAUUAUCCACUUUUGAACAUCUACUUUUCCCUUCUGAUUUGCUCCAAAUGAUUUUUGGUUAAAGUGAGUGAUUUUAUAAGGCUUUUAAUCUGUUUCAGAAGGCUGCUUCAAAAGAGGAAUUCCUAAAAUUGCAGCAUCCUUGGAAUAAUGUAAUUUUUCAUCAGACAAACUCUUUAAAUGAAAACAUUUCUUAUUUGGAUAUAUAAAUUUUGACAUUUGUUUAAAAGCCAGUCUAAUUUUUUUAAAUCAGUCUCAUUGGAAAAGUUUUGUUAUAGCAAGACAAACAAGGUUAUUAUAGGACUUGCCUCAGUGUAUAUUCAUCCUACUUAGAAUGAACUGGUGUGCAAUGUAUUGAUAAAUGUUAAUAUACUAUGUAUACUUUUACUGGAUGUAUACAUAUUUUCUGUGAUAGGAAAUAUCUGAACUGUUUAGAACUGGCUAUGUUUUAAUAUGCCCCCUUCCUUUUUGUUUUUUAAAGCUUAGAUAACAAUAAAGUUUAUUACUGCUUUAUUUUGAUGUCUUA